UGACAGACGAGGAAUUGGCGAUCAUAGUUUUCUUUCCAUUUCCACAUGUGAUUUUGUGCUUUUUACUAACAGUUUUUUCUGUUAUUACUAAAUUCUGUGAAUAUAGGCCCUAAAUUUGUUGGGACAUAGAAUAACAUAUACUUACAAGAUGCAGAAAAUGAAAAGAAAAAUCGGGGAAGGCGACACUCCUUCCCCCAAAAAAAAGAAAGUUCAAUUCACAGAAGGUGCGAAGGAUAAUAAAUCUAAAACCGCAGAAAAGAAUAUUAAGAAACCAAAAAAUGCAGAAGCGAAACAGAACUCAGACUCGUUCAAGAAAGACUUUCAGAUUGCUUCUAAGAAAGAUUUCAAAAACAGUCCUAAGAAAGAUUUCAAGAGUGGACCUAAGAAAGAUUUCAAAGGGCCUAAGAAAGAUUUCAAGAAAGGAAAGCCAGGUGAUAAAUUUAAUAAAUUUGGAAAAGUCAAGGGGAAUUUCGGCAAAGGAGCAAACAAUAAGUUUGUCAAAGAUCAGAACAGUGGUGAGAAGCCAAAAUGGUCAGAGAUGAAGAAGGAAAAAAAGCAGCUUCGUCUGGUGAGACGUAAAGCUAAGACUUCCGCUGAAGUGUUUGAGAUUGCCAAUAAGGCAAAGCUGCUUGCUGCCCAGAUUCAGAGGAAAGUAGUAAAGCCAGACUUCCGCUUAAGCACCUGCAAGGAGCUUCACACGCUACUCAAAGGCCAAUACAAAGCCAUAGCCCUCACCCACGACCUGAGCCGAGUCAUCCAAGUGCUUCUCAAGCACAGCGCAGAAGACAUCAGGAACGAAAUAACUGAAGAACUCCUCGAUCUCAUGGUUCCUAUGGUGCAGUCGAAAUAUGGUCACCAUGCUGUGAAAAGAAUACUGAAAUAUGGAUCAGAUAGUAUUCGUCAUAAAGUUAUUAAUAAGUUCUUUGGACAUAUUGUCUCGUUGGCUACGCAUACUGUUAGUGCGCCCGUAUUGGACUAUGCGUAUGGCGAGUUUGCGUCUAAGAAGGAAAAGGAACAUAUGCAGCAGGAGUUUUAUGGUGACAUAUACAAAAAUACGAAGGACAACAAGGUGCAUACCCUCAGUGACACAUAUAAGGACAGCCCGGAGAUGAAGACAGCCAUCCUGCAGUCCUGCCAAGCCAACAUUCAGAAGAUCUUGAACAAGAAUCUGCAUGAUGGAGAAUUGCUCCAUUCCGUGCUAUACGAUUACAUCCGAGAAUGCAGCGACGAGGAACGAACGGAACUAUUGACAACACUCGCGCCGCUCAUAGUGCCGCUCAGCAACUCCCUGCCCGGCGCCAAUGCGGCCAGCAUCUGUGUGUGGCAGGGCUCCAACAAGGACAAGAAGACUAUCCUGAAAGUGGUGAAAGAGCACGCAGUGGCCCUAGCAAAGCAUAAAACUGGCUACCGUCUACUUCUGGCCAUCUUCGACGCCGUGGACGACACGGUGCUCGUGCGGAAAGCCAUCGUGUCGGCCCUGCAGCCCCACGUGCGCGACCUGGCGAGGGACCACUGGGGAAACAUGACGCUCCACUGGCUAGUGAAGCCCAAGGACCCGGGCGCGUUCCACCCGAGCCUCAUCAAGUUCCUGGAGGAAGGCUUCCGGAGCGGCACCUCAAAGAAAGACUCCGCCAUUCGAGUCGCAGAGUUACGGGAAGCCAUCUUGCCGGCGCUUGUGAAAGAUAUUGGAUCUGAUCCGGAGUUCUGGGUCAGCGAGAAGACGAUUAUGCUGUUAGCUGUAGCUGUACUUUCGAUAGAAUCCGCGGAGGACAUGGUAUCAGCGCUGGCGGGCGCGGUGUGCCGCCCCGACUGGGCCGCGGGCGGCGCGCGGGCGGUGGAGGACGCCGGCCUGCACAUGUGCCUCAAGAAGCUGGCCGCGCUCGACCAGACUAGGGAUGGGGGGACAUUGGGGGAGGCGGUGUGCGAUCGGCUUACUGAAGAUACGAUCAGAGUGUGGCUGCCCACCAACCGCGGCUGCUUCUUCCUUCUGAAGCUGAUCGAGAGCAACCGGCCAGAAGUAGCCAGCAGGAUCAAGAAGACGCUCAAACCACACGUGGAACUAUUGAAGAAGCAGAAUACAGAAGGCGCUAAGCUGCUGUUACAGAAUGUUCAGAGUAAAUAAAAUAAGUCUGGUUUA
This is a messenger RNA of Cydia pomonella (codling moth), 2137 nucleotides long. RefSeq names its product protein penguin (gene peng). NCBI's taxonomy places the organism in Eukaryota, Metazoa, Arthropoda, Insecta, Lepidoptera, Tortricidae. Gene Ontology annotation, molecular function: mRNA binding. Gene Ontology annotation, biological process: regulation of translation. The record is from RefSeq and is a predicted model, not a curated record. Gene Ontology annotation, cellular component: nucleolus. The transcript is spliced from 9 exons. The coding region runs from base 149 to 2122 and encodes 657 amino acids.